Molecule: messenger RNA, 345 nt
Organism: Clonostachys solani
Lineage: Eukaryota; Fungi; Ascomycota; Sordariomycetes; Hypocreales; Bionectriaceae
Source: the annotation of a GenBank genome assembly
AUGAGUAUGCUCAAAUGCGCGACCUUUACGGUGUUGCCAAACCCUUGUUUUGCACGUAACAGUUGUGGUGUUCGAUCUGCUUCUUUUGUCGAGUGGAAGGCGCUGGAGGGGGCUCAAAAGGGCAUUGCACCAUUCACAGAGUUCAUAGAGAAUGACUUUCUCGCAGUCGAGGUGCGGCCAUGGCAUCUCUUGGAUAAGACUACCAACAGAGAGGAGAACCAGGCACCGUCGUGGAGAUUCCUGGCUCUUGUGUGGGACGUUUGUCUCUAUGCACAAUCUUCAUACGUUGCUGCCAGUGUAGCUCUAGCCGGUGGCCUUUCGGUGCGCAAGUCGAUCGAGGCUUAG